Menidia menidia (Atlantic silverside) is the source of this 5654-nucleotide messenger RNA. The record is from the annotation of a GenBank genome assembly. Lineage: Eukaryota; Metazoa; Chordata; Actinopteri; Atheriniformes; Atherinopsidae.
AUGUGGGGGGGUCCUGCUGAGGGGGGGGGCACCCUGAGGCCCCGGUUAGCCCCAGUUAGCCCCGAUGAAGCUCCUGAAGGAGAAGCGUUUGAGCUGGAUGAUCAGAACGUUGGGCAGGCGCCACAGCAGCAGCUGCUUGGAGGCCUCUCGGUGCUGCUGGCACUUUGGACAGUGUGCGGCACUCGGGCGGACGCCCCCUGUGCGGAGAGUCCGUGUGGAGGAGUGGGUUGCCGCGACGACGAGGGGAAGCUCCACUGCGGCGGCCUGAACUGCAACGGCGCCGUUUCGGAGGCGGACAACGCUCUGGAGAGGGCCCGGCACGCCGAGAAGGAGCUGAGCAGAGCCAUGGGGGAGGUGCAGGGACUCGCCCACAAGGUGGCAGAAGCUAAAACCAAAGCAGAGGAAGCCAAAGGCCGGGCCCGGGCCGCCCUGGAUAAAGCCACCACCACCAAAAACAAAGUGGAACGCUCCAACAACGACCUGAGGGACCUCAUCAAACAGAUCAGGGACUUCCUCAUGCUCCGGGUCGGAGCGCUACGGCCCGCGGAGGAUCGCAGCAGCGUCCGGACGGAGCCCACCGAGCCCACCGCUAUUACCAGUAUCGUCGCCAAGAUAGCCGGGCCAGGCAGGAAGCGGCACACCUCAGAUCCAGACCCCAGCAGCGGCAGCGACUCCGGCGACGGGCGGCCCGUCAGCGCCAAGUGCCUGAAGAUGGCCAGCAGCGGAGGCGGCGAGGCGCCCGGCCGCCGCGGCGGGGCUCAGCAGAGGGGGGGCGGCGGCGGCUCCGACCCGGCCUCCAGCACCAGCAAGAAGAAGCAGAAGGACCGGGCCAACCAGGAGAGCCGGGAGGCCAAGAGGGCGGCCGCGGCCGUGGACGGCGUCCUGGCAGAGGUCAAGAAAGUCGGGAGGACCCGCUCUCGUCCUCCUCCUCCGGACGGGGAACGCGGCUUUAAAUGGACAUUUUACUCCGUGAAGGUCACCAUGACAAACGAUGUGUUUGUGGACUGGAAGCAGAACGUGAACGAGGUGACCGUCCGGCUGCGCUGCGGGGAGGGCGUGCAGAGGAGGGAGGACAUCAGCACCACCUUCACAGACACGCACUGCAACGUGUCCUUUCCAGACGGACGGCAGUGGAGCUGCCAGCUGCAGGAGGAGAUCGAAGCCUCGUGUAGCAAAGUCCAGUACAAGGAGAAGGCUGGGUUCCUGCACCUAAUCAUGCACAAGAAGAUCCCCUUUCACAUUUGGCCUUCUCUGAAGUUCCCCCCCAGGCCUCCCUCCCCGCCGCCGCACGGCGAGGCGAGACGGAACGGGGGCAAAGCCGAGCGGGGGGUCAAGCGCUGCCUGAAAAACAAACCCGCCGACAAGCCCGCCGCGGAGCCCGCCGGGGCCCAGAGCGCCGCGGGGGACGGGGACGGCCCCCCCGCCCGGCUGCCCAGGGCGGUUAAAGAGCCCCAGAGGGACCUGACCCCCGCCAGGUCCGCUGAGGAAAGGGGCGGAGCCACACAGCCGCCGGCCGACCCGGAAACCCCCCCCACCAGCAGAGCCCAGUCGGUAGAGAAGAGGGACCACUCCUCGGACGCAGCCGAGGCCACAGACGACCGGCCAGCGGCUCCGGUCAGCACCGGUCACCGGCCCGACGACCGGGCGGACCCCCCUCCCCCCCAAAGGCAGAGGGACCGGACAGACUCCGGGCCGGGCAGGAAAACCGGCGAUCACCAGUCGGGACGGGAGCCUUCAACCGGCCACCGGCCGGGAUCCCCAGAGCGGCCGCCCGGACCCGCUGUCCACCCUCCGGCCGGCCGGAGCCCGUCUCCAGACCCGACUCCUAUCCAGAGCAGCCUGGAGGGAGAGGAGAAGCGGGACCAGUCGAAGGAGGAGCCGCCUCUGGAAAUGAAGCCGCCGGACGCCCCGGAGCCGAUGGUCAACGUGCAGAACGUGAAGAACGACUCGUACGAGAAGGGCACGGACCUGAUGGUGGUCAACGUCUACAUGAAAGGGAUCUGCAGGGACACGGCCAGAGUCCUCUUCAGAGAGCAGGACUUCACGCUCAUCUUCCAGACCAGGUGGCCCCUGUUUAACGAACAUUCCCCACACGCGAUACAAACUUUCUCCGCCUUCAUUCGGACUGUGAGAAUGUUCCGGCGUGGGUCUCUGAGAGCUGAGCUGAGUCUGACCCCGCUGCCCUCCUGGCCCCUGUGUUUCAGGAACCUGAUCCAGCCCGAGCAGUGCAGCUACUCCUUCACCCCGUCCCGCCUGGACAUCUCGCUCAAGAAGAGGCACAGCCAGCGCUGGGGGGGCCUGGAGGCCCCCGCCACACCAGGUGCAGUGGGGGGCGCCAAGGUGGCCGUGCCUUCCAGCCCCGCCUGCCUGGAGAAGAGCCCGCCGGGCAGCAGCCAGCACAGCCUCCCGGCCAAGGAGGAGCCCCCGCGCGUCGGGGAGGACCCCCCCAAAGCCCCCAAGGCCCCCCCCCGGGGGGUGGACGACGCCGGCCUGGACCCGGUCGGCCCCCGCUCCGUCUCCGAGCACGUCGCCAUCCCCAAGCCGGAGCCCGCCGUCGCCAUGGUGAGAGACGAGGGCCGAGGGGAGCCCAAGCCGACCUGCAUGGUGCAGCCCAUGACCCACGCACCCCCCGCCAGCAAGGAGCGCCACGAGGAAGAGGAGGAGAAGAAGGUGUGCCUGCCUGGUUUUACAGGGUUGGUCAACCUCGGCAACACCUGCUUUAUGAACAGUGUCAUUCAGUCCCUGUCCAACACCAGAGAACUCAGGGAUUAUUUUCAUGAUCGAGCGUUCGAGGCUGAAAUCAACUGCAGCAACCCUCUGGGGACGGGAGGCCGGCUCGCUAUCGGCUUCGCCGUGCUGCUCAGGGCCCUCUGGAAAGGCACGCACCACGCCUUCCAACCAUCCAAACUCAAGGCGAUCGUGGCCAGCAAAGCCAGUCAGUUCACGGGCUACGCGCAGCACGACGCGCAGGAGUUCAUGGCCUUCCUGUUGGACGGACUCCACGAGGACCUGAACCGCAUCCAGAACAAACCCUACACGGAGACGGUGGACUCGGAUGGACGGCUGGACGAGGUGGUGGCAGAGGAGGCGUGGCAGAGGCACAAGAUGAGAAACGACUCCUUUAUCGUGGACCUUUUCCAGGGCCAGUUCAAGUCCAAGCUGGUGUGCCCCACAUGCUCAAAGGUGUCCAUCACCUUUGAUCCCUUCCUGUAUCUACCCGUCCCGUUGCCCCAGAAACAAAAGGUGCUCUCCGUCUUCUACUUUGCUAAGGAGCCUCAUAAAAAACCCAUCAAGUUUUUGGUGAGUGUGAGCAAAGAGAACUCCAGCACGGCCGAGGUUCUCGAAUCCAUCUCCAGGAGUGUGAGGGUCAAACCUGAGAACCUCAGACUGGCCGAGGUGGGGAAGAACCACUUUCAGCGGAUUUUUCUGCCGUCCCACUCCCUGGACACGGUGUCCCCCUCAGACAUGCUGUUCUGCUUCGAGGUGCUUUCCAAAGAACUGGCCAAGGAGCGAGUGGUGCUGCUCCGAGUGCAACAGAAACUCCAGGUGCCCAACAUCCCCAUCUCAAAGUGUGCCGCCUGCCUGAAGCCUCCGGUGUCUGAGGAGGACAAGCUGAAGCGCUGCACCCGCUGCUACCGAGUGGGCUACUGCAACCAAGCGUGCCAGCGGACCCACUGGCCCAACCACAAGAGCCUGUGCCGGCCCAACUCUGAGAACGUGGGGCUGCCCUUCCUGGUCAGCGUUCCCGAGUCCCGGCUCUCCUACGCCCGCCUGAGCCAGCUGCUGGAGGGCUACUCCAGGUUUUCUGUAAACGUGUUCCAGCCUCCUUUCCAGUCGGGCCGGACUUCUCCCGAGACGUCCCAGUCUCGGGGCGACCCGCCCUCGGGGCCUUUGGGCCCCCCGGAGGCUCUGGACGAGGCGGUGGGGGGCAGCAGCUCUGCAGCAGGAGCAGACCCAGAGCCUGAGAGCCCCUCCCUGCCUCCUGAGUCCCAGGCCGAGCAUGGCCAGGACGCAGCCCCCCCCCCCAGAGACCACGGACUCUCACUCCUCCCAGAUCUCGCUCUCCAGCACACGGACUAAAGACUCGGGCUUCUCCGAGUCGAUGUCCUCCACCUCCUGCUCCUCCCUGGACCCCCACGCCGAGAAAGAGACGUCCUGUGAGAAAACGGUGCGACCGGAAGCUGCAGUAACGGGCUACCAGCAGCCCGGGGAGGCCGCCUCCGGCCACGCCAGCCAGUUCUACAUCGCUCUGCUGGACCCGGUCAGCAAGGAGCAGAGGCUGGACGAGAGAGAGGGGUUACUCACAGACCUCCCGGAGGACGCAACCCUGGAGCUCGUGUGGAAGAACAACGAGCGUCUUAAGGAGUACGUGCUGGUGAGCUCCAAGGAGCUGGAAUACGAGGAGGACCCCGGAUCUCUGAGCGAGACGGCCCGGGCCGGACACUUCACGCUGGAGCAGUGCCUGAACCUCUUCACCAAGCCAGAGGUGCUGGCCCCAGAGGAGGCCUGGUACUGUCCAAAGUGCCAGCAGCACCGAGAGGCCUCCAAGCAGCUGCUGCUGUGGCGCCUGCCCAACGUUCUGAUCAUCCAGCUCAAACGCUUCUCCUUCAGGAGCUUCAUCUGGAGGGACAAGAUCAACGACAUGGUGGACUUCCCCGUCAGGAAUCUGGAUCUGAGCAAGUUCUGCAUCGGCCAGAAGGACGACAUGCAGCAGCCGCCCGUCUACGACCUGUACGCCGUCAUUAACCACUACGGGGGGAUGAUCGGGGGCCACUACACGGCCUACGCCCGCCUGCCCAGCGACAAGAACAGCCAGCGCAGCGACGUUGGCUGGCGUCUGUUUGACGACAGCACGGUGACGAUGGUGGAGGAGAGCCAGGUGGUGACGCGCUACGCCUACGUGCUGUUCUACCGCCGGAGGAACUCCCCCGUGGAGAGGCCGCCGCGCGUCCUCCGGCCCGCCGCCGCCGAGGCCGCCGCCGCCGGGGCAACGGCCAGCCAGGUGAGGGCGCCGCCGCCGUCGCCGUGGCAACGCACGGGGGGCCAGCACGUCCUGCCCACAGAUGCCCAGCAGGGGCCAGAGUCACUCGGGUCCGGGGACUGUAGGCAGACCUGAGAAUAGGUCUGGGCAGUUUUUAGGUCGUGGUCUGAGAAACUGGUUAAUUCUGUCUGAAAAAGGCCUCACUCUGAUAUUUUAGUGCCUCACAUCAGCCACUAAGAAGACCGUUUACACCACAGGGGAACUGUUUUUCUCUAUUUAAUGUUCUGAAAUAUUUGUAGGCAUUCUGUUGGUUUGUGUAAAGUAAUUUGGGUCUUUAGAGAUGAGUAACCAAACGAUCUGUGUAGAUUAUGUCAGAACACCACGGGGGGUUGAUUUGAUGUUUUUUUCUUCUCGUCGCUGAUGUUUCUCCAUUUCAUGUAAAAACAAAUGCACACUGGAGGUCUCUUAUAAUCGUUGUCAUCAUUUUGUUUGAGCGUAUUUCAUAGAGCUGCUUCAUGAGCAUUAAGUGUUUAAAUGUUUCCUCUCUGCCUCUGUGGGUGUCGGACAGGGCUGUGAAAACACUAAAGCAGAGAGAGCAUCUAAAAAAAAGGAAAAAGAAAUGGUUUAAGAGCUUUGUUUUUUUUGUUUUUUUGUUCCUUUUUGUCACCACCUG